AUGACCAAGGCAACAAUGAAGGUCACCUGGAAUGAGAAGGCUGAUGCCAAGUUGCUGGCUGGCAUUCUAGCUACCAGCCCAACCCCCAUCGAUUUCCACGCUCUUGCGGAGUACAUGGGUGAUGGCAAGUUCACUGCCUGUGCCGUCCGCCACCGGGUUACUCGCCUUCGAGCCAAGGCCGAAGGGAAUGAUGGCAGCGGUACCUCUGCCUCUGCUUCGCCUGUGGCCAAAAAGCGCCAGCGCUCCACCCCCAAGAAGUCCACAAAGGCUACGUCCGCUCAGUCUGAGGACAUUGAUGCUGAAUCCGGUGAAGGCCUUGUUCUCAAGGACGAGGAAACUGAUGAUGAGGACGUGAAGGGCAAGAAGCCAAAAAUCAAGCAAGAGGACCACGAGUGA
This is a messenger RNA of Penicillium digitatum Pd1, 396 nucleotides long. NCBI's taxonomy places the organism in Eukaryota, Fungi, Ascomycota, Eurotiomycetes, Eurotiales, Aspergillaceae. The record is from RefSeq and is a predicted model, not a curated record.